GACGGCGGCGGUGUUGUGUGGCUGUGCUUUGCUGCCUAGCGCUCCCGUGUCCCCGAGUGGUUCCCCCUUGGCCUGUUCUCCGUCUGCGCCCGAAUUCAGGGCCGCCGCUUGCCCCUUCUCCAGUCUCUCUCCAACCCACGCCCUAGCCAGUACCGGCGCGGCCCCUACCCUCUGACCCUGUGUUGCAUACUGCCCGAACAAAGUCCCCAAGGGUGUGAAACCCAGCGUUCCUGCCCCUGGGCGGGGACGGGCGGCGACCGCGCAGGGAGCUGAGGCGGUGAGGGCGCAGCCGGCACAGUCCACCAUCCAGGGUCCCGCGAGUCCCCCGGGACCAGGUCCCCCGCACCGCUCGGCCCCACCGCCAGGGCCUCCCGCCGCUCCCCUCGCAGGCCGCCGCCGCCGCAGCCAUGGCGGAAGUUCAUAGACGUCAGCAUGCCCGGGUUAAAGGAGAAGCCCCCGCGAAAUCCUCCACACACAGACAUGAGGAGGAGCUGGGGAUGGCGUCGGCCGAAACGCUGACGGUGUUCCUGAAGCUGCUGGCCGCCGGCUUUUACGGCGUGAGCUCCUUCCUGAUCGUGGUGGUCAACAAGAGCGUGCUCACUAGUUACAGAUUUCCCUCCUCACUAUGUGUUGGACUUGGCCAGAUGGUGGCCACAGUGGCAGUUCUCUGGGUGGGAAAGGCGCUCAGAGUAGUCAAGUUUCCUGACCUUGACAGAAAUGUACCUCGAAAGACGUUUCCACUACCUCUACUAUAUUUUGGGAACCAAAUCACGGGACUGUUCAGCACAAAGAAACUGAACUUGCCAAUGUUUACAGUUCUGAGAAGGUUCUCCAUCCUGUUUACAAUGUUUGCUGAAGGAGUUUUACUCAAGAAGACUUUUUCUUGGGGUAUUAAGAUGACUGUAUUUUCAAUGAUUAUUGGAGCCUUUGUAGCUGCCAGCUCUGACUUGGCAUUUGAUCUGGAAGGAUAUGUUUUCAUUCUGAUAAAUGAUGUCCUGACAGCAGCAAAUGGAGCAUAUGUAAAACAGAAAUUAGAUUCAAAAGAGCUGGGAAAAUACGGUCUGCUCUAUUACAAUGCACUGUUCAUGAUUGUGCCCACCCUGGCCAUUGCAUAUUUUACAGGAGAUGCGCAAAAGGCAAUGGAUUUUGAAGGCUGGGCCGACACCCUCUUUGUUCUGCAGUUCACCAUCUCUUGUGUGAUGGGGUUUAUCCUGAUGUACGCCACAGUACUCUGCACGCAGUAUAAUUCUGCCCUUACAACCACAAUAGUUGGCUGUAUUAAAAAUAUAUUAAUAACUUAUAUUGGAAUGGUCUUUGGUGGAGAUUAUAUUUUCACAUGGACAAACUUCAUUGGCUUAAAUAUCAGCAUUGCUGGAAGCCUGGUGUAUUCCUACAUCACUUUCUCCGAAGAGCAGCUGAACAAACAGUCAGAGGCCAGUAACAAGCUGGACAUUAAGGGGAAAGGAGCAGUAUGACCAGAGGAUGGCUUCGAUGACGUAGGCCCAAGUUUUUGAUCAACUGAGAACACUGGCAAUUCUUACGCAGAUGCUUAGGUGUCUUGAUUAUGGAGAAAAUACCAUUCCUUUGCACUUGUACAAUCUGAGGAUUGAUUGCUGCCUUUUAAGAUUUUAUGAGAGAAACUUAUAAUUGACUCUAUUUUAAAUAUACCAUUGGAAAUAAUUUAUAUCAAACUGGAAAAUGUACCAGGCUUUCUAAUUUAUUUCUUUUACGCCAACAAUGAACCAUCGGUGUUUUGAAAAUACUGUAUUCCAUAGUUUGAUAUCCAGGUGUCCCUUAGAGCCACAUGGACACGGUGCUCCAGCUGGAGCCACCUCGUGCAAAUCGUUGCUGCAUGUAGAGGCAGUUUAGCCUGCCUUCUGCUGGAAAUGCAGCCAAGUAGCUAAAAUUUCUCCUUUUUGAAUUUUAUUUCUUAACAAUUGCAUUUUCUUCAUAAGGAUAUCAUCACUGCAUUUGCUAAAGAUGAUAGCUUUGGCACUAAAAAACUAUGUGGGCUUUGAAGCUGUACUGGUUUCCAUGUUGGCUUCCCUGAGACUUCCUAGCACGGGCACAGUGCAUUCCUUGAAAUUACGCUAUUCCCUCUUUGUUGUGUAGGAUGGCGAUAACGAAGGGAUGGAGAAAGUAGGACUUUUACUCAUUUAUUCAUCUAUCGGAUUCAUUCAUUCAACUGAAAUGUACUGGGUAUGUAAUAUGUACCUGGCGUUACGCUGAGUGCUGGGGGUACAGAGAUGUUUUUGGAGGUAGUUGAAUGAGCUCACUCCUGCUGUUGUGCCUGCGGGUUAAGAGAGAAAACUUAACUUUACGAUCCAUUCAGAAGAUGCUGUGACUCGGAACAAGUCACAGAAACUUUUCUCAGCUCUUAGAAACUGCGAGCCUGUGAAUGGGCUUUGAAGCACCGGCCCUUACCUCCCCCAAAGUGGUGAAACCAGAUGCUACAAUAUGAGGUGACAGGCAUGUGAAAAGCUGCAUUUUGUUUAUUUUUUUGUUUUAAUUUUUUUUUAAGCGAGCUCUAUACCCAUGAUGGGGCUUGAACUCAUGACUGCAAGAUCAAGAGUCAUAUGAAGAGCUGCAUUUUGUAAACCAUGCAGCUCAGCACUUCUUCUCUGAGGAGAAUGGCAGGCCCGCAAGCUGGCCACCAUCUCUUUACUGUGCUUUCCUCCUCUGGAUUUGGUUGCUAUUCUUUUUACUCCUCUUUGAAUUAAUACAACGAGGUCUGACAUUCCUGAAUGUGUUGGUUUGAGGGGAAACCCUGUUUGGAUGUUUCUCUGUUGUCCGGGCUUGGUCUUUGUCUGGCGGUGUCAGCGUUAGAGCUUCAAUGGCAUGAGCAUACCUGUCUCCUGUGGAUACUCUCACCUACAUCCCGUGUCUCUUGGGCAUGUCAGAUUCUCUCAAGACUUUCGCCGCAUCCUGGGAGAACAGCUGUGAAUGGGCAUUGCCUGAAUUGCCUCUCUGGGCGGGAAGGGGCUUGCCUCAUACACAGCCCUGUCAUUUGGCACAGAGACAUCCACUGACUUCGGGUACAAGUGUCUGCACAGGCCGAUUGUGCAGAGUGCAGAAGAGGCUGGGUACUUCUGCACCCGAACACACUAACUUCUCUUUCACUGGGUUUGGAGUCCACAGGGCUCUAUUGAUCCAAACGAUUAGUAUUUUGGUGACUUAACAGGAGGCUUGGAAGGUUUUGAUUUCUUUUUAUUUUUAAAAUUAUAUUGAGGUCAUUUUCAUAUUCGUGUGUUUCCUGUAUUUGGGUUUGUCUUUACUAAAGCCUGGCUGGUGGUAUUGGGUCCCUAGCAUUAGCCUCACGGCCAACUUCCAAGCUAAAAGCUCCCAAGGCUCCCUUUUUUCAGGGUCAUCUCAUCUGAAAAUUCUGGGGCCGGGCGGGGGGGGGGCGGUGCAAAGGAUAUUAUCUUAUGUAGGAUGGGAUUUGUCUGUUUUACCAAUAAGAAAACAAGACUCAGAGGAAGUAGGUGACUUGCUAAGAAGUAAAAAUUCAUGUUUCUCCUGUUGAACCAUGCUGCCAUUGAUUAACUGCCCUUUUCCUCUAAGGGUGAGGAAAUGGGGCUACUAGCUGAGUUUGCUUGAGCUCUUUCAAGGAGGCAGGUGCUUGGUUGAAUUUGGAGUCAGAGAGGAAUAGGCUUUGCAAAUUAGGGACAGUGAUGCCAGAGCUUCUUUCUAGUUUCCAGGCUGGCCUCAAGUGAUAUAAACUCUGGCUGUGAAUGUUGCCUGCCACUGCCUGGUUUUGCCUGGAUAAGGUGGAAAGGCAUUGCGAGAGUUAAUUUUAGUGGUUCUGUUCCUUCUUCUGUCAAGCCACAUGGAGGGAACUUGGACUUUAGAAAUAAUUUGUGUUGUAGAACUUCUCAUCAUGAAAGGCCUUUGGAUGUGUCUAGAGCUGUUAGGCUAGAACCCCAGGAGGAGUUGAACUGCUUUUAGGGGGUCAGGUUCCUUGAAGAUGUCAUCUCUCUAGGUUUGAGAAAAUCAUGAAUAAUUACAGUCUCACUAAAUGCACGUGACCNUGACCUUAGGAUCCCCCCCCCCCCCCGCCCCCCGUGAAGAACUUGCUUACUGGCCAGAAGGCAGUAGAGCAGGUUGCAGCUUCUGCCCUGUCCUGGUUCUGAUUCCUGGAUGCCCCCUUGACUUCCACCAGCGUGUCAAGGUAAGAGAAAGCAGCCUGGGGAAGUUGGAGACUGAAUAGACUGGCCAGCCAUUUUUGGAGUUUUUCAGUUAUGUGCAGGCUUGGUUAUAGUGAACUAGAGGUAUACCUGGUGCUCUCACAUCACCCAGAAUGUCUGGAUUUUGCCCCAAGGUUGAUAUUUUACAAGGCAAAAAUUCUGUGACCUACUAACUACCUCCUGGGAGAAAGAGAGGCAGCUUUAUAGUUAAAUCCUUAAUUUGUCCUUUGAGACAGAUGAGCUGUGGUGAGAAUUUUGAAAACCAAAUUCUGACUAGUGGCUCUUCUUCUUGAGUUAAUGACAACAAAGUCCUCUUUGGCCGUUCUGCUUUUCAGUCUGUGCCAGGUUGAUUUAAAUAACCGUGGUUGACCAGACUGUACAUUGCCAAUGUGUCAGGUGAUUUUUAAUUGCUUCAUAUGGCUGUGGACUUUAUAAGUCAGUCAUUUGUAGGCUCCAGCUUGCAUGUUGGUUUAAAAAAACAUGCAUCUGCAAGUUUCUGUAGUCCUGUUGUAUCAAGAAUCCAUGGAAAGUUCGGGUCAGUAACGCUGAAACAGGUUCUUCAUGGAAAGACUAGUAGAGUUUCAUAUUGGAUUGGUUUGGAGUAGCGGUUAGGAUUUUGGAACUGCUUUUGUUAUUGUCUUAUCAGUGACCAGAGAUUUAUUGAGCCUCUUUUUUAUGCCAGAGCCGUGUGGCAGGCUCUGGGGGAAACCACCAUGAAUAGGAGAGUUCUUGCUGUCAAGGAAUGUGUAAUUCUUCAGCCAGACCCGUAUUCAGAGAAAGGAGAUGAAAGGAGUCAGUGAUUUGUAAGUAAGAGCUGUUGGCAGUUACCACGGAUUAGGAGUCCCCAACCCACCCAUAGAGCAGCAGCAUUUUUUUAUUCUACAAGGACUUUUACAACUCCUGCUACUCCGCUAGCUCUGAGAGAAGUGCCGGGCUGUUAGAACUGUGUGAAUAGCCUGGGUUCCCCUUCCUUCCGUUUCACAUAUUCUUUCUUCCCCUUAACUCUGUAAUCCAGGAGUCACCCCUUCUCCUCCAUUUCCCUUUCCUUGGUUCCAGUUACCUGCGGUCAGCCGAGGUCUGGAAGCAGAGUCAGGAGGUCAGCAAGUAGCUUAACACUACGUCACAGUGCCCGCGUCCUUCACCUCACUUCAUCUCGUCGCGUAGACACUUUAUCACCUUGCGUCACCACAGGGGGUUGUCAUUACUGGGGACACCACACAAGAGGCACUGCUGAGGAACAAAGCACAGAGCUGGGGCCUUCGUGUGUCCACAGCAGAAUUCUAGAGAACGUCUAUAUUAGGAAAACACCAAAGGAGAAUUUCAUCAGGAAUGCCUCAUCGUGUGUACUUAUCCUUCAGGUAAUUUUUUCCAGUGAAUAUUUUUGAGGACAAUAUCUAUAAAUGACAGAAUCAUGAAACUAUCUGAGAUGUAAGAGUGUGAGAGAGGAGUAUCAUCCCGAGAAUGGUAGGAAGAAGUUCCUUGGAGAAAUGACAUUCGAGCUGAUUCCUGAAAGACUAGUACUUGAGGAGAUAUUGGAGGGGACAGCCCACUAGCAUUCCAGGGCACCGUAUCUGCUGCUGUCUGGAAUGCAUUCCCCUCUCAUGUCUUUAUAGCAGAUGCCCUCAUCUCUGUGGGCCUUUGCUGACCAGCCUAUCUGAAAUUGCACCCCACCAUUGUCCUUAUUCCUCUCCUGUGCUUUAUCUCUAUAGCACUUCUCUCUUUUGAUGAAAUUUAAGCUUUAUGAAGGCACAGAUGUUGGUCUGUUCUGUUCACUGCAAUAUCCCUGGCAUCUAGAAACAAUACUGCUGUGCACACUGUGGGUACACCAUAAAUAUUUCCUGAAUGAACACAUCUAGACAAAGAGUAGCCGAUUAAUGGCUGUUUUUUAAGCACAGCAAGGCAGAAAUAUGGCCUCAUUUUCAUUUUAGAAAGACCAUGCCAGCUGCAGUACUGGGAUUGUAGAUCAGGAGUUGACAAACUCACAUCUCACAGGGAGGGGGCCAGGCAGGUAAAAAGUGUGAAUCUGAAUGAGUGCAAUCAAUACAUACAGUAGUUAGUGGUUGGGCUUGUGGUACCUACCUGCUUAAAGGCAUUCAAAUUAGAACAAAAUAAAAAAGUUACCAGGCAGAUUUGGCCUACUGGCUGUUGGUGUGCCUAAACCGAGGAACUUCUGUCAUCACAUCUGCACUCCAACAGGAUCACUGAGGAUGCUGUGCAGAUUACUGUCAGGUCGGGGGCAAAGAAAGGACUGUACAGAUAAAUACAUUAGUCCCAGAAGACUGCUGUACAGGUGAGAAAUGAUGGGGUCCUAGAGUGUAGUUGUGAAAGCAGAAAAUAGAAACAUUAUUUGAACUAUUUUAGGAGGUAGAAUUAACAAGUGAUAAUGCAAUCAGUUUCUGAUUUUUGUUUCUAAGUAAGGCUGUGGUGAAUUUCCCUUUUGCCAAAGUCUGUUAUAUUCAAGGAGACCGUCUGAACUCCAGAUCAAUGAUGAACCUUCCUUUUAAAGGUAUUUAACUUAGGUUUCCAAAUGUUUUCCAAAAAGGUAGUACUUGAAGUUUAGCAAACAAAACUUGCUAUGCCACAGUAAAAAAAAAAAAAAA
Messenger RNA from Ailuropoda melanoleuca (giant panda), 6784 nucleotides. RefSeq names its product solute carrier family 35 member D1 (gene SLC35D1). The coding region runs from base 408 to 1475 and encodes 355 amino acids. The transcript has 14 exons. The record is from RefSeq and is a predicted model, not a curated record. Lineage: Eukaryota; Metazoa; Chordata; Mammalia; Carnivora; Ursidae.